This is a messenger RNA of Racocetra fulgida, 171 nucleotides long. The record is from the annotation of a GenBank genome assembly. Lineage: Eukaryota; Fungi; Glomeromycota; Glomeromycetes; Diversisporales; Gigasporaceae.
AUGUUGGAGGGCCAGUAUUUACUUAUCAUAUGGAUAUAAUUAGCGGUGAUUUACGGACUUCUAGAGCGGAUUUAAAAGGUAUAAUCACAGGAGGUGUAGGGAAUUUUGCUUUUGCUACAAGAUUAGAAAGAAUUUGUGCAGAGGCAAAUGUAGACAUUGUUACUUCUCAAG